AACAAAGGAUCCCACUUCAUGAUACAAGUUGAGAAAAUGGCUGCUACGGGUGCUGCCCACUUGAACAGUGCGAAGCUAAAUUUGGGAAUUUUACGUGAUUUUUACAGACGCGAGUUUUUAGAAUGUAUUGACAAAUGCAUUGGAACUAAGGCUCUUGUCUGGGAUGAUGGUCUCACAGGUCCUUUUGGACUGAUAGCAGAAGCUUCCAUGUUGAAGGAGCAACAUGAAGUGGAGCGGAUGUUUCGCCUUCAGUCCUCGGGACUUCCUUCCAGCAAUGUUCAGAACAUCAUCUUCAUUGUCAGACCCAAGUUAGGACUAAUGGAGACCAUCGCACAAUGCCUUCUAAAUGAAGAAAUGAAAGGUGGCUAUGUGAGGAAGGAGUUUUACCUCGUGUUUGUGCCGAGGAAAAGUCUGCUGUGUGAAAAGAAAUUAAAGGAGCUGGGUGUGUAUGGAUCAUUUGCAAGUGUGGAGGAAUUUAAUUUAGGACUGAUUCCCUUUGACUCUGAUUUGUUGUCUAUGGAGAUGGAUGAAUCAUACAAGGAGUGUUACCUGCAAAACGACUUCACUUCCAUGUUCUUUGCUGCCCAGUCCUUGAUGACGCUGCAGGCUCUGUACGGCACUAUACCGUAUGUCUAUGGCAAAGGAGACUGUGCAAAGCAAGUGGUGGACAUGAUGCGACGUAUGAAGAUGGAGAUGGGCGGCGUGGAGCCCCAGAUCACUCCACAGAUCGACAAUCUGCUCAUCCUGGACCGCAACGUGGACCUGCUGACCCCGCUGCUCUCACAGCUCACCUAUGAGGGGCUCAUCGACGAGAUCUUCAACAUCAAAAACACCAACGUGAAACUCCCCCCUGAAAAGUUUGUCUCUCAAGAGGAGAAGAAGAACAGCAAGGAGCCACUCCCCACAGAACCCAAAAAGUUUAUCCUCAACUCUGCGGACGAGCUGUACGCCGAGCUCAGAGAUAAGAAUUUCAACGCUGUCGGGGCGAUUGUCAGUCGCAAAGCAAAGACGAUCACAGCAGAGUUUGAUGAAAGACACGCAGCCAAAACGGUGGGGGAGAUGAAACAGUUUGUCUCCAAACUGCCGCAUUUACAAAAUGUUAGAGCAUCUUUAGGCAUUCACACAUCUAUAGCAGAGUUGGUAAAAGAAGUGACAGAUUCUGACGAGUUCCUUGAUUCUCUUCGUUGCCAGCAAGAACUGACGCACGGCAUCGACACAGACAAGGUGAACCCGUACAUCGAAGACUGCAUCGCCCGAGAGGAGCCGCUCAGCAAAGUGCUCCGUCUCAUCUGUAUACAGUCCAUCUGUAACGACGGCCUCAAGCCCAAGGUGCUCGACUUCUACAAGAGGGAGAUCAUUCAGACUUACGGCUUCGAGCACAUGGUCACUCUGUCCAACCUGGAGAAGUCUGGCUUCCUCCGCCCGCAUGCCGCCCGCACCUACCAGGUCAUCCGGAAAACCAUGAAGCUGAUUGUGGAGGACGUCAAUGAACAGAACCCCAACGACAUAGCGUACGUGUACAGCGGCUACGCCCCGCUCAGCGUGCGCCUGGCCCAGUACCUGGCGCGUCCCGGCUGGCGCAGCAUCACCGAGGUGCUCAACUUGUUGCCAGGACCCAAGGUGGAGGAGGUGCAGCAGAUCCCCAUGGGACUCAGGAAGAGACGGGCGUCGGUAACCUCGUCGCAGUCCAGCAUGGGGGAGCAGAAACUGACGCUGGUGUUCUUCCUGGGCGGAGUCACGCAGGCUGAACUGGCGGCACUCCGGUUUUUGGCACAGCAAGAUGACGGCGGCACGGACUACGUGGUGGCAACGACCAACAUCGUUCAAGGUCACCGACUGAUCGAGUCGCUGCAGGAGCACAUUGAGCCCGUCAAGCUGAACCCGUUCUGAGCGGCAACUCGCUCCGUCGCUGUUGUGUGUGGUCUGUGGGGGAAAUACACGAUGAGGAGAUGUGUGCAUGUGUGAGAAAUUUUCUGGUGAUAUGUUUGGGUGGUCUUUGGGAGAUAUCACGAGGAGCAGAUGUGUGUGUGUGUGUGUGUGUGUGUGUGUGAGAGAGAAAUGUGCUGGUAAUAUGUUUGGGUGGUCUUUGGGAGAUAUCAUGAGGAGCAGAUGUGUGUAUGUGUGUGUGUGUGUGUGUGAGAAAUGUGCUGGUAGAAUGUUUUUUCCAAAUAUGUGAUGCUUUCUGUAAUAAUGUUAGUACAUACAGCCGGGUAUAGAUAACUCAAACUCAAACACGAAGGGUAUGGACACACGUGUUUGACUCUUCCAUAAUUCUGGUAAGUCUUACAUAGGUAGCUAGAAAUUAAAGAGCUAUACGUCGAGGAAUGGUAAACUGUACGAGCUCUCCUUGAUUUUGAAUUUUCCGUGUUCUUGUUACUGUUAUCUGUGACUGACUGCGAUUGUUGAAAAUAAUAUUUUUAAUUCAAGGUGCGGAUAUUUUGUGGAGAACAAAUUACAAUUUUUAUUAUAUUUGGAUUGAGUGUGUCUGUUGGGAGGUCAUGCUUACAACAGGCAGGAGUGAGUGGGAACUGAAUGAAGAAUUUUUUGAGUAGGAAAUGGAUGAAAAGAUGAGUUGAGUACUGGUACAGUGAACUUUGACAUCCAGUACAUUUGAUGAGCCGGGCCUGUUUAGCUGUGGUGGGAGCAAGAUAUGUCUUGUCCUGAAUAGAUUGAAACGUUCACAGCAAUUGACAAAACAUUAGGGUCUUCCCAAUUUUUUAAUUUAAAAAAAAAUUACUUUUCAACUUUCCGAAUUAUUUUCCUUUUGCUUUAAAAAUGAGGAACAUUUUCGUUUCCUUUGCGUCGUGGGUAGCAAUGAGUUUUUAUUCAAUGCUUUUUCAACACCUUGAUCAUGAUCAUUCAUAGUUUUUGGUUCCCUCUUUCGACAUUGUCCUCAAACCGUUACUAAUUCACCUGACCAAACAUGAACAACAACCGCGGAUGUCCCACUGGUGUGAGCUCCACUAUCACCCACAAUGAAAUGUCCUCAGACAUGACGAGUCUUGUUGUUUUCAAAUUAAUUCUUUUGACAAUUGGGGAUUUGUUCUCCUCUUGAAGGAGUUGAACUUUUUUGUUGGGUGUGAAGUUCACUGUGUUUGCUUUGCUCAUUACCUGCUUGUUUAUCAGUGUGGAAGAUAUGGAUUGUUUGUCUGUACGGUCAGCAUGUGAUGAUAGCAUUGCUUCUGGGAUGAAUAACUGUAUUAUUGAACAGAAUACUCUUGACCUGUUGUGGUUUCUGGUGCUUGUAUAAGAUCUUCUGUUUGUCAUAGACGUUUUGUGGUACGGUAUUACAUUGUAUACUUAUGAACCAAAUUUACACAUAUAUAGAUGUAUUUGAGUUGAUAAAAUACGCAGAUACACAGAGAGAGAAAUGGAGAUUGGAGGGGGGGGGGGGGGUAUAGACAGAAACGAGAGAGAGAGAGAGAGAGAGAGAGAGUAAGAUGGAGGGAGAAAAGAGAGAGAGAGUGUGUGUGUGAUCCUUGUAUUGUAUAAAAUAUCUGUGGACUACGGUACCUUAGAUUGUAAGGUCAUGAACGGAAAUGUUCUGUAAUCACAGAUGUCUGUCAUGCUGCCAAGUUUUGUGAGUUUGUGUGAGACAUGAACAAUUACACGCCAUGACUGGGGUGCUUGGUGAUCUUUCUGUCAACUUGUGCAAUACGUUAAAAAAAAAAAAUGUGAUGUUUGAGUGAGAAAAAAAGAUGUGAUGUUUGAG
Aplysia californica (California sea hare) is the source of this 3712-nucleotide messenger RNA. RefSeq names its product vacuolar protein sorting-associated protein 33A. Bases 19 to 1890 code for a protein of 623 amino acids. The record is from RefSeq and is a predicted model, not a curated record. Gene Ontology annotation, cellular component: lysosome; CORVET complex. Lineage: Eukaryota; Metazoa; Mollusca; Gastropoda; Aplysiida; Aplysiidae. The transcript is spliced from 15 exons. Gene Ontology annotation, biological process: vesicle-mediated transport; intracellular protein transport.